This is a messenger RNA of Suncus etruscus (white-toothed pygmy shrew), 936 nucleotides long. Its product is annotated as olfactory receptor 4D9-like. Bases 1 to 936 code for a protein of 311 amino acids. Gene Ontology annotation, biological process: G protein-coupled receptor signaling pathway. The record is from RefSeq and is a predicted model, not a curated record. Gene Ontology annotation, cellular component: membrane. The transcript has a single exon. Gene Ontology annotation, molecular function: olfactory receptor activity; G protein-coupled receptor activity. Lineage: Eukaryota; Metazoa; Chordata; Mammalia; Eulipotyphla; Soricidae.
AUGGCCCUGAAAAAUCAUAGCAGGGUGUCUGAAUUUAUUUUUGGUGGACUUGCUCAGUCUCAAGAGCUAAGCUUGCUCUUACUUUUUUUCUUAUCUCUAGUUUAUACAACAACUGUGUUGGCCAAUGUUGCCAUCAUGGUCGUUGUGACCUGUGAGUCCCGCCUUCAUACUCCCAUGUACUUCCUGCUUCGCAACCUCUCCGUCUUGGACAUCUGCUUCUCCUCCAUCACUACCCCAAAGGUCCUCAUAGACCUCCUGUCAAAGAGAAAGACCAUCUCCUUCGAUGGCUGCAUCACACAGAUAUUUUUCUUCCACUUCCUCGGUGGAGCAGACAUUUUCUCUCUCUCUAUUAUGGCCUUUGACCGCUACAUGGCCAUCUCCAAGCCUUUGCACUAUGUGACCAUCAUGAGCAGGGAGAGAUGCACUGCCCUCAUUGUAGCCUCCUGGGUAGGGGGCUUUGUCCAUUCCAUUGUGCAGAUUGCCCUAUUACUCCCACUCCCCUUCUGUGGACCCAAUGUUGUAGAUGGGUUCUACUGCGAUGUCCCCCAAGUCCUUAAACUUGCCUGCGCUGAUACCUUUGUUCUUGAGCUCCUAAUGAUCUCCAACAAUGGUUUAGUCACGACCUUGUUUUUUGUCCUUCUUCUGGCAUCCUACACAGUGAUACUGAUGAUGCUGAGAUCACACACUGGAGAGGGCAGAAAGAAAGCCCUCUCCACCUGUACCUCCCAUAUCACCGUGGUGACCCUGCACUUUGUGCCCUGCAUUUAUGUGUAUGCCCGACCUUUCACUGCCCUUCCCAUGGACAGAGCUGUCUCUGUCACUUUUACUAUCAUCAUUCCUGUCCUCAACCCUCUCAUCUACACCCUGAGGAACCACGAGAUGAAGUCAUCCAUGAAGAGAUUGAAGAGAAAACUAACAUUUUUUGAAAAGGAAUAG